AUGGCUGAUCAGCAGGAGAAGACUGCUUCUUCGGCUGUCCCCGAAACCCAGCCUCCUAGCCAGACUGCCGAGACCACAACCCAAACAACCGCAACCCCAGCUCCAGAGGUCCAAACAGAACAGACGCAACCCACGGAGUCUGGUCCGAGCGCCGCCAACACUACAACUGAGCAACCCACCAACCCACCUGCCGCAGAAGCUUCGAAGGAAAACGCAGCUCCGGCUCCGGCCCCGGCAGCGGAAGAUGCGCCAUCGGAACCUGCGCCCGCACAGGAGCAGCAGAAAGAGGAGAAACCUGCAGACAAUAAGCCUGAGUAUCUGGCCAAGAACCCUGCUUUGAGUCAGCUGUUCGAUCGUCUGCCUACUGUGCUCUCCAACAGUGGUCAUGAUGAAAUGUGGGGUGUCCCCCUCAGGGAUUCCAGCGAUGUUCCGACGGUCAACGUUCUGAUCAAAUUUCUUCGUGCUAACGAGGGAAAUGUAAAGCUGGCCGAGGACCAGCUGACCAAGGCGUUGCAGUGGCGCAAGCAGACACGUCCCACCGCGUUGGUUGAGGGUCGAUACAGCGCCAAGAAGUUUGGCGGAUUGGGAUACUUGAGCACGUACAAGGACGCCGACGGCAAGGAAACCGUUAUCACCUGGAAUAUUUAUGGAGGUGUCAAGGAUCUUGGUACUACGUUUGGAAAUGUGGAUGAGUUCAUCAACUGGCGUGUUGCACUCAUGGAACUUGCCGUCAAAGACUUAAAGAUGGACCAAGCUACGUCGGUUAUCGACUACGAAGGCGAGGAUCCUUAUCAGAUGAUCCAGGUUCAUGACUAUCUGAACGUCAGCUUCCUACGCAUGAACCCCAGCGUCAAGGCCGCUACUAAGAAGACCAUUGACGUGUUCGCCACCGCCUAUCCAGAGCUGCUUCGGGAAAAGUUCUUCGUCAAUGUCCCCUCUAUCAUGGGUUGGAUGUUCGCGGCGAUCAAGGUCUUCCUGAGCAAGAACACCACCCGCAAGUUCCACCCUAUCUCCAACGGCGCCAAUCUGGCAAGGGAGUUCCCACCUGCCGUCAAGGAACAGUUCCCCAAGGUCUACGGUGGAAGCGCUCCUGAUCUUCAUGAGGGCGCUCGUACGGUCGCCCUUGAGGAGGACAACGAGCCAGCUCCCGCCCCCGCUGCCCCCGCGGAACCUACCGAGGAGGCCAAACCGGAGCAAGAAGCACCCAAGCAGGAACCGGCCCCGGAGGCCCCAAAGGAGGAAGCAAUCAAGGAAGCCCUGGUGGAGGCUCCGAAGGAGGAACCCAAGCAGCCAGCUGUCGAAGAGCCGGCCAAGACUGACACGGCCGUUACGACUCAGGAGACAGUGGCUCCCGCUGAAGCCAAAUAG
This is a messenger RNA of Aspergillus oryzae RIB40, 1368 nucleotides long. RefSeq names its product CRAL/TRIO domain protein (gene sfh5). Gene Ontology annotation, biological process: Golgi to plasma membrane protein transport; regulation of exocytosis. Lineage: Eukaryota; Fungi; Ascomycota; Eurotiomycetes; Eurotiales; Aspergillaceae. The record is from RefSeq and is a predicted model, not a curated record. Gene Ontology annotation, molecular function: phosphatidylinositol transfer activity. The transcript has 2 exons. The coding region runs from base 1 to 1368 and encodes 455 amino acids. Gene Ontology annotation, cellular component: cortical endoplasmic reticulum; cytosol; plasma membrane.